This is a messenger RNA of Micromonas commoda, 1373 nucleotides long. RefSeq names its product homoserine dehydrogenase. Gene Ontology annotation, molecular function: NADP binding; homoserine dehydrogenase activity; aspartate kinase activity. Bases 13 to 1185 code for a protein of 390 amino acids. The record is from RefSeq and is a predicted model, not a curated record. Gene Ontology annotation, biological process: aspartate family amino acid biosynthetic process; L-homoserine biosynthetic process. NCBI's taxonomy places the organism in Eukaryota, Viridiplantae, Chlorophyta, Mamiellophyceae, Mamiellales, Mamiellaceae. The transcript is spliced from 2 exons.
GCAGAGGCGGAGAUGAAGACGGUACCCCUCCACGUCGGUUUCGUCGGCACCGGCCUCAUCGGCAAGGCGACGCUCAAGCAGGUUGGCGCGCACGCCCCGUCGCUGCUCGCCACCGGCGGACUCGACCUCCGCAUCGCGGCGUGCGCGGACUCCAAGCACAUGAUCCUCGCGUCCAGCGCGGACGGUAUGAACCCGGACGCGGUGGACGCCGCCGUCGGCGAUCGCGCGGUCGCGGAAUGGGACGCCGGGGCGCUCGCCGCGGAGACGCCCGUCGCCGCGGAUCUGGACGCGCUCGUCGAGAAAAUUGUCGCGCACGCUCGAGCCACCCCGGACGGCGCCGCGGUGAUCGUGGACAACACCUCCUCCGACGCCGUCGCGGACAGGUACGGCGAGUGGCUCGCCCAGGGCGUCCACGUCGUCACCCCGAACAAGAAGGCCAACAGCGGCGACCUUCAACGCUUCCGGCGCUUCCGUGCCGUCGCGGAUGAGAGCGGCGCGAGAUGGUUGUACGAGGGCACCAUCGGCGCGGGGCUUCCGGUGGUGUCCACGCUUCGCACGCUGCGCGCCUCGGGCGACCGCGUCCGGUCCGUGCAGGGCAUCUUCUCCGGGACGAUGAGCUUCCUGUUCAACACGUGGGACGUCGGUGCCGGGCAGCCGUUCAGCGAAGUCGUCCUCGCGGCGAAGAAAGCGGGAUACACGGAGCCCGACCCCCGAGACGACCUCAACGGCCUGGACGUGGCGCGGAAGGUGGUGAUCGCGGCGAGGGAGAGCGGCGUGGACCUGGCGUUGGACGACGUGGACGUCCAGUCCCUGGUGCCCGCGGAGUUGGAGGAUUGCGACGUCGCCGAGUACGAGCGAAGGCUACCCGAGUUUGACGGCGUCAUCGCCGAGCAGGCGGCGGCGGCGGCGGCGGAGGGGAAGGUGCUGCGAUUCGUGGGCAAGGUGGACGCGGAGAAGGGCACGGGGAGCGUGGAGCUCGCCAAGUUCGACGCGUCCCACCCGUUCGCGGGGCUCCAGGGCGCGGAUAACAUCCUGGAGAUUUCCACGGCGAGGUAUUCCGAUGAGAUGUCGAGCACGCCGCUGAUCAUCCGGGGCCCGGGGGCGGGGGCGCAAGUCACCGCGGGAGGCGUGUUCGGGGACCUGUGCAAGCUCGGGGCGGUGCUUGGCGCGCGCGUGCCCGUGUGAGGGCGUCCGGGAGGAAACGCGCGUGAAGGUGGGCCGUGGGAAAGCGCCGGGGAGAUCAUCGCGGACGAGGACGAGGAAAAAGGUAUCCGUGUCCUCCGAGCUUCCUCCUCCCGCCCGAGCGAGGCGACCGUUUCGGUUCUUUCUUGGAUUUCUGCCUUGACAACGACGAUCGAGCCCGUGAACCCCUU